AGCAGCUCAUUUCCCUCCACCUUCCUGUUUCAACACCUUCCUCUGCACCGUGUUCUCUCUAAGGUUCCAGAAGGAGCUAAAGCCCAUAAGGCCAGUUGCCCUGGAGAGUUCCAGUUCUGUCAACCCGUCCUAUGGGCCAGAAGACAGGGGUUUCUAACAGCUUUCCUCUCCUCCCUCCAGGAUGACAUGACCUUGUGGUAGACCCCAGAACAGAGGUUCCAGGAUGACAGAACCUGAGAGCCUGGCCCUGCUGGAAGUGAAGGGGUCUGAGGCCCCGGAGAAGAGCCCACCCGAGGCCUUGGUCCCCAAUGGCCGGCAGCCAGAAGGGGAAAUUGGAGGAGAGUCCCCUGGGGCUGAGUCCCUCAGAGUGGAGUCUUCAGCUGGGUCUCCCACGGCCAUAGAGGGGACCGAGGAUGGUUUGGAUAGUACAGUAAGCGAGGCUGCCACCUUGCCCUGGGGGGCUGGCCCCCAGCCCAGCGCUCCAUUCCCGGAUCCCCCUGGCUGGCGGGAGAUUGAGCCAGAGCCCCUUAAGUCAGAACCCACUACCAAGCUAGAGGAGCUGCCCGAAGAUGAUGCCAACCUGCUGCCUGAGAAGGCAGCCCGUGCCUUCGUGCCCAUCGACCUACAGUGCAUUGAGCGGCGGCCCCAGGAAGACCUCAUUGUGUGCUGUGAGGCGGGCGAGGGCGAGCGCCGGACCUUCCUGCCCACCCGGGUCACCCAUCCUGAGCCCCCCGAGUGCAAGUGGGCCGAGGCAGUGGUGAGGCCACCUGGCCGUUCCUGUGGCGGCUGCGGGAUCUGUGGAGGCCGUGAGGGGCUGAGGGCUGUGGCGUCUGUGGGAGCUGCACUCAUCCUCUUUCCCUGCCUACUGUACGGGGCAUAUGCCUUCCUGCCCUUUGAUGCCCCACGGCUGCCCACCAUGAGUUCCCGCCUGGUCUACACGCUGCGCUGUGGGGUCUUUGCCACCUUCCCCAUCAUCCUGGGGCUCCUGGUGUAUGGGCUGAGCCUGUUAUGCUUUUCUGCUCUUCGGCCCUUUGGGGAGCCACGGCGGGAGGUGGAGAUCCACCGGCGAUAUGUGUCCCAGUCGGUCCAGCUCUUCAUCCUCUACUUCUUCAACCUGGCCGUGCUUUCCACCUACCUGCCCCAGGAUGCCCUCAAGCUGCUCCCUCUGCUCACUGGUCUCUUUGCCAUCUCCCGGCUGAUAUACUGGCUGACCUUCGCCGUGGGCCGCUCCUUCCGUGGCUUUGGGUACGGCCUGACGUUCCUGCCGCUGCUGUCCAUGCUGGUGUGGAACCUCUACUACAUGUUCGUCGUGGAACCCGAGCGCAUGCUCACUGCCGCCGAGAGCCGCCUGGACUACCCAGACCACGCCCGCUCGGCCUCCGACUACAGGCCCCGCCCCUGGGGCUGAGCCGCUCCGCCCUCUCGGCCUCGGGGCGGGGCGAGCCGGGUGGGCUCGGGACACUUCUCUGAACCUGGUUGCAGAUCUGGACUUUGCCCCCAGCCCUGGGACCUUGGUAGGGGGAACCCUGCUGCUGACCCAACAGGGGACCCAUCCAAUCGGAGCUCUUUCCUAGCCAGGCUGCCCUUCAUCAGUGGGGCCCGGGACAGUCAUAGAGGAUGGCCUUAGUUUUCUUGCAGGGAAAGAGGUGGACACCCAUGUCCCUUAAGGACGCUGAGGGCAGGGGCCAGGACCGGGGGAGAGGCAUGGUUCCUUGCUGAGCAGCCUCCCACCACGGCCAUUAGGGCUCACUAAUGCUGGACUCUGCCCCACCCCCCAGACUCCCCCCAGCUUUCUGUGCGGCAGGGCCACAGCCAAAACCCUGAUCAUUUCUGUGUCAUUUGUCUAAGCAGAGGACCUCAAGGAGACUGGAAAUACUGCCCAUGCCAGUAUAGAGGCCCCAGGAUAGAGGCUGGGCAUCAGAUCAAAUAGGACUUUCACGUUUGGUGAAAACUUUCCUUGGGAGUCUGGGUUUAGGACCCUCACGACUGGCAAUAAGGGCCCUUUAGCCUCACUCAAGACUAUUAUAGCUGCCCCAGUCCUGGCUGCUGCCUUCUCUCUUCCAAUCUAUUUAGGCCUUUCUAACUUCCCACCUUUAAACUGCCCAGAAGUCACACCCCUCCCACAGGUGAGAGGAGUAGACAAGGAAAUCUGCCUCCCAAGAGGGGUUGGGGGUGGUGUCUGUGUGUGUGUGUGUGUGUGUGUGUGUGUGUGUGCAAACGUGUGCCCGCAUGUGGUGGCUGGGGAGUGGCUGGAAGGCACAGUGGCUGACGUUAACCCAGUGUGAGUGUGUAUGUGUAAGAAUAAAUUACUACCACAGUC
This is a messenger RNA of Lemur catta (Ring-tailed lemur), 2320 nucleotides long. It is a transcript of the gene TMEM79, whose product is annotated as transmembrane protein 79. Gene Ontology annotation, biological process: regulated exocytosis. The record is from RefSeq and is a predicted model, not a curated record. The coding region runs from base 224 to 1408 and encodes 394 amino acids. The transcript has 3 exons. Lineage: Eukaryota; Metazoa; Chordata; Mammalia; Primates; Lemuridae. Gene Ontology annotation, cellular component: trans-Golgi network membrane; lysosomal membrane.